This is a messenger RNA of Thamnophis sirtalis, 1442 nucleotides long. The record is from RefSeq and is a predicted model, not a curated record. NCBI's taxonomy places the organism in Eukaryota, Metazoa, Chordata, Lepidosauria, Squamata, Natricidae.
CUCCGAGUUAAACCCGCCGAGUCGGCGGCGCAGCGGCCGAGGCUCUCACUCUGAGAAGCGGUGUCCAGUCCCGCCCGGGCCUUCUCCCCGCUUUGGGUGGCAGGAAAGUCAGAUGAAGUCCAAAGAACGAUAGUACUGUCUUGUCAAGCCAGAAACUGUCAUAGCUCGCUUGCCUGGUGGUUUGGCAGAGCGUUAAGAUGUCCGUGGACAUGAACAGCCAAGGUUCUGACAGCAACGAGGAGGACUAUGAUCCAAACUGUGAUGAGGAAGAAGAUGAAGAUCCUGGGGACAUUGAGGGUUACUACGAAGGGGUUGCAAAUGACGUGGAGCAGCAAGGAGCAGAUUCCUUUGAUCCGGAGGAAUAUCAGUUUACCUGUCUGACUUACAAGGAGUCGGAGAGUACCCUAAAUGAGCACAUGGUCCGCUUGGCUUCUGCGUUAAAGGUAUCUCAUGCAGUGGCUAAACUUGUAUUAGUUAGCUUCCAUUGGCAGAUCUCAGAAAUUUUAGAAAGGCACACAUCUAAUUCAGUUCAAUUGCUAGUGGAAGCAAGGGUUCAGCCUGCCUCAUUCAAACACGCCAUGGUACAUUCCUCCCAGCACUGUGCCGUUUGCAUGCAGUUGGUUCGAAAGGAAAACCUAUUAUCUCUAGCCUGUCAGCAUCAGUUUUGCCGCAGCUGUUGGGAGCAGCAUUGUACCGUACUUGUCAAAGAUGGAGUGGGAGUUGGUGUCUCCUGCAUGGCUCAGGAUUGUUUGCUUCGGACCCCAGAAGAUUUUGUGUUUCCACUGCUACCUAGUGAGGAGCUGAAAGAUAAAUACAGACGCUACCUCUUCAGGGACUACAUUGAGAGCCAUUUCCAGCUGCAGCUCUGUCCUGGCGCUGACUGUCCUAUGGUCAUACAAGUGCAGGAGCCCAAAGCCCGCCGAGUGCAGUGCAAUCGCUGUAAUGAGGUUUUCUGUUUCAAAUGUCGGCAGAUGUACCACGCUCCUACAGAUUGUGCUACCAUCCGAAAAUGGCUCACUAAGUGUGCAGAUGACUCUGAAACAGCUAACUACAUCAGUGCUCACACUAAAGAUUGUCCCAAGUGCAAUAUCUGUAUUGAAAAGAAUGGUGGCUGCAAUCACAUGCAAUGUUCCAAAUGCAAGCACGACUUUUGCUGGAUGUGUCUAGGGGACUGGAAGACUCAUGGCAGCGAAUACUAUGAAUGCAGUCGGUACAAAGAGAAUCCUGAUAUUGUAAAUCAGAGUCAGCAAGCACAGGCCAGGGAGGCCCUCAAGAAGUACUUGUUCUAUUUUGAAAGGUGGGAAAACCACAACAAGAGUUUACAGUUGGAGGCGCAGACAUACCAGAGAAUUCAAGAAAAAAUCCAAGAAAGAGUUAUGAACAAUUUGGGAACGUGGAUAGAUUGGCAGUAUUUACAGAAUGCAGCAAAACUCCUAGCCAAG